AUGAACGAUAUCACAAUUGUUGAAAAGAUAUUACGCUCUUUGACGCCGAAGUAUGAUUAUGUCGUUUCCUCCAUUGAGGAGUCAAUAGAUAUAGAUGAGUUAUCUCUUGACGAAUUGCAAAGUUCCUUAUUGGUGCACGAGCAAAAGAUGAAUCGAAAUUCAACUUUUGAUGAGCAAGCCUUGAAGGAGUCUACUUUUAUUUCUUCCAAUUGUAGAGGAAGGGGUAGAGGUAUAGGUAGAGGGAGAGGAGAUCGAGGAAAUAGAGAUGGAGGCAACAAAUAUGGCAAUGGAAAUUUUAGAGCCAAUGAUGACUAUGACAAAGGCUGCCUAAUGAGAAGGAAGAAAAGUCAAAUUUUGUUGAGAAUAAGGAAGGAAACCUUGUUAAUGGCGGUUCAUGCUGAAAACGAGCCUGAAGAGCAAACUAUUUGGUAUGUGGAUACUGGUUGCAGUAACCACAUGACUGGUAGUAAGUCUUCUUUUACUGAUAUAAAUGAAAACUUCCGAUCGACAGCUAGUUUUGGUGAUCUUUCAACAGUGAAUAUGAUGGGAAAGGUUAAUAUCAAGAUUAGAACAAAAAAUAGGUGUGUGGAAAUCAUAUCUAAUGUAUUCUAUGUUCCUGCUUUGUGA
This is a messenger RNA of Solanum verrucosum, 627 nucleotides long. RefSeq lists its product as uncharacterized. The transcript is spliced from 2 exons. The record is from RefSeq and is a predicted model, not a curated record. Bases 1 to 627 code for a protein of 208 amino acids. NCBI's taxonomy places the organism in Eukaryota, Viridiplantae, Streptophyta, Magnoliopsida, Solanales, Solanaceae.